Phaedon cochleariae (mustard beetle) is the source of this 1660-nucleotide messenger RNA. The record is from the annotation of a GenBank genome assembly. NCBI's taxonomy places the organism in Eukaryota, Metazoa, Arthropoda, Insecta, Coleoptera, Chrysomelidae.
CCCCAAAUUAGCAAGGACCCCCAACAGAACUCCUCGACAUGUCUGAAGGCAACCCGAUCAUCGAAUCCUUCAAAUACAACGUGCUUAUCAUGAAAAUAUGUGGUAUUUACCCUCCAGACGCAUGGCCAGAAUGGCGCUACAAAAUGUAUGGCUAUUUCUCCUACUUCACGAUAACAGUGCUCUUUCCUAUUUUGGCGAUAAUCAACUUGAUAGUUGGCGAGAUAGUGGAUAUCCACCAAACGUGCUGGAGCAUCGUCCUGGCAAUAGAGACUGGAGCACUGAUAGUGAAGGCAUUCGUCUUCGUACAAAAACCAGAAAAGGUUAAAAAAACUAGAAACGAUUUGGCUAAGGACAUUUUCAAUUCUUACACGCAAGAUCAAGAGUACAUAAUCAAGGAUACUAUAAAGGAGUAUUACACUGUCUUUAUUGCUAUCUCGACGUUUAGCAUCGCUAGUUUUUUUGCUUCGUUUUCUUUAAUUUUUUUCAGCCCAGAGAGAACGUUACCUAUCAAUCUUUGGUUGCCCUUUGAUGGUUUCACUGAUACAAGAAUUUAUGUGGGAGUGUUGAUAUACGUGGCACUAGGUAAUGGUCACGGUUGUUGUCAGAAUUUUUCUUUGGACACCAUGAUAGUAGGGAUGAUUUUCCAAUCAGCAGCACAAGUGCGUAUUUUGAAAAACAAUUUGGAAUUUCUGGGAGACAAUGUUGAAAAGGAAAUCCGAUCGCAAGGAGAAUUAUCCGAACCUGAAGAUGAACUGAGGUCGAAACUUGUUUACAGAAACAUUUGUCAGUGUGUCGAACACUAUCAAUCUAUAUUUGAGUAUACAAGAGACAUAGAAGGUGUUUACUCAAUGGUAAUUUUUGCUCAACUUUUCUCUAGCAUCACAAUCAUUUGUAUUUUAUUGCUAGAACUCUCAUUGGUGGUGCCAUUUACUUUUCAAUUUUUUUCUACCCUCAUUUUCGUUAUCACGAUGCUCACACAGAUUUUUCUAUUCUGUUACUAUGGAACCAUACUAAGCAGAGAGAGUGAAACGGUUAACACUGCUAUCUACAUGAGCCAAUGGUACAACUACGAUAAGAAAUCGAAGAAAAGUCUUUUCACAUUGAUGGAAAGAGCAAAGAGGCCCAUAAAAGUAACAGCAGGGAAAUUUUUCGAUCUGUCUUUAGACACAUUCACAUCGAUAUUGAGAAAAUCAUAUUCAUUGUUAGCCGUGUUGAAGAAUUAUUAUUAGAAACAGAAAGAACGACACCUCAAUCAGAUCCUGGUGGUUAUGAACUGUGUGUACCUUGGAUGAAAAUUGAUUAUUAUGAUUAUCUAAUUUUUUUUUUUUUUUUAGUUGCUCUUUCAUAAUUUUCACUGCUAUAAACAUGUAUGUUUCUUGGGAAUAAUAAUAAAGAUGAUUUGGUUAACUGUACCAGACCAAAAAAACAAUUAAAGAAAUGAAUGUUGACUUUUGUCGAAUCAGGAUAAUUUUCAAUCAGUUCUGUACAUCUCCGGGCUCUUUCAUUUUCUUUCGAGCUGCUCUGUUGGACUGUUUUUGUGGAAAUCUAUCAAACAAACUGUAAUUGCUUUUUAGCAAAUGAGGUUGAAUACACUUUUCUAUUAUUCGAUUCACCAAGUCACUUACAUAUAGUACAAUAGUUUUAGUUGCUUACCUAAUAA